AUGAGGAAUUCAUGGAAUCAAUUUGACUUUUUUGUGGUAUGUGCAUCCAUUUUGGAUUUGAUACUGUAAUUCACUGGAAAUUCAUUUAUCUCAUUUUUGAUAUUCAGAGUACUUAGAGUAACAAGAUUAUUUAGAUUGAUCAAAUCAUUUGAAGGAUUGCAGAAACUUAUAGAAACAGCAAUUUACUCAUUACCUGCUAUGUUGAAUGUGACAGCUCUAUUAUUUCUCGUUUUCUUCAUCUUCUCUAUUCUUGGUGUGUUUCUCUUUGGAUCCAUCAGAAGUGGAUGGGCAAUAGACGAUGUGAAUAACUUUUCAGACUUCCACCAUUCCUUUGAACUCUUAUUCAGAUGUUCAACAGGAGAAGAUUGGUACAAAGUCAUGUUUGAUACUAUGUAAGAUGGCUAAGGAUAUUAUUGUAUAUUCUUCAUUAUUUUUAUUGUGAUCCAAUAAUAUAUUAUGUUGAAUUUGUUCAUUUUGAUUAUUUUGGAUCAAUACGAAAUCAAUUAUUUCAACAGUGAUAAUCCCCUUAAUAAAUUUUAAGAGUAUGAAAAUAUGUUUAUUGAAUCUUGGUCCAAAUUUGCCAAGGAAGACAAAGGAAUGAAGAUGAGUCAACAAUUACUAGUACCAUUAUUACUCGAUAUGGAAAAACCCAUUGGUUAUGAUUUGAAAUUGAAAUUAAAUGAUGAAAUUAGUGAAUGGAGAAGAAUCAAUCCUCAAUUAGACACAAAGGAGAAUGUCCUAAAGCAAACUCAAAUUCUCAGAGCUUAGGCAAAAAGAGAUGUUUCUACCUAAAUCAUGAAAAUGAAUAUCUAUGCUGAUAAUGUAGGAUAGGUCAAAUAUCAUUAGAUAUUGUUUUCUGUUAUGAAAUCCUACAUGUGGAAGAAGGUGUAAGUAAAUUUAAGUCCUGAAGGGGCUGAAAAGAUUCUAAUAAAGGAAGACGAAACAUAAAAAAGAUUGAAAAAGAAGUAGGUUGGUGUUCAUUCAAAGGAGGUGAAUUUAGUUAAUCCUAUUGUACACUUCUUAUUUGUUCAUAUGGCUUUUAAAACUUUAAGGAGGUAUGGAGAAAAGAAGAAGCAACAAAAAGAGUUGCAAGCUCAAUUAUUACUUGAAUAGGAGUAGGAACAUUAUAGUGAUGGAUUUAGUUCUGAUUCCUCUUUUGAUAAUAAAAUAGAGAUACUAUCCAGAAACUCAAAGGACACUGAUCAUCCAAGGCGACCUGAUUAUGGCAGAACAAAAUAUCUGACUCUACCCAACACUGAAAUCUACAAGGAAGAAAUUUGCCUCAAUCAAGAAACUCCUAUAGUAAAUGAUUCAGACAGAAGCUCAAGGGAGGAGGAGGAAGAACCAGAUGAAGAUGUCAUGUAAUAGUAUAAUAAGGACUUUAAAAGGCAUCUCGUUAAUCCUAAUGGAUCAAAUGGAAAUAUUUAGGAUGACAAAAGUGCUAGCAACCUAGGGGGAGGAGGAGGAAAUACAAGAAGCAGUUAAUCUCGAACUAGUCAAAUACCCAAAUAGCCUAAGAGACUGACUCUGAAACCUAGUGACUUGAUUUCAGGAUUGGGAGCUAGCAAGAAAUCCAUCCAAUCCAAUCAACCUUCUGCUAAUCAAAAUCCCAAUGCUUCUUAAGACAAUCCAUCAAUUAUGAAUUAAAGUAGUGGAAACAGUGCUAGUAAUAAAUGA
Molecule: messenger RNA, 1677 nt
Organism: Paramecium tetraurelia
Lineage: Eukaryota; Ciliophora; Oligohymenophorea; Peniculida; Parameciidae
Exons: 3
Biological process (GO): calcium ion import across plasma membrane
Cellular component (GO): voltage-gated calcium channel complex; membrane
Molecular function (GO): high voltage-gated calcium channel activity
Source: RefSeq, a predicted model, not a curated record